AUGGAUUUUGAACUAUACUUUAAUUAUCUAAAGAAAGAAAAUACAAAUGAAGUGUUGAAUAAUCAGGAAAUCUUAAUCUUAGUUACCAAUAUAGAAUCUAAAAAGGUUUUAAUUGAAGAUGACAAUAGUAAAGAGGACAAAGAUGACAAAUCUAAGUGA
Molecule: messenger RNA, 159 nt
Organism: Cetraspora pellucida
Lineage: Eukaryota; Fungi; Glomeromycota; Glomeromycetes; Diversisporales; Gigasporaceae
Source: the annotation of a GenBank genome assembly